AUGCUUUUCAGUGUCGGACUCCUCGCCCUUGCGGCUUUGCCUUCGUCUUUCGGAGCUGUCAUUCAGGCGCGCCAGGACGACCCCGAGAACCCUCCCCGUGAUCCCCAGCCUCCUCCUCCCGGCCCCAUCUUCGGACGGGCACCCGAGCUCGACAAGCGCUUCCAGCCUGCUCUCGACUUCGACACGGACAGCUGCUACAAUGUACCGGCAAUCGGCCCCAACGGCGACCUCGCCAUUGGCAUGUUCCCUUUCGAGUGGCCGCCCCAAGCGGGCUGCCGCAACGAAGAGAUGCUGGACCGAGGCAAUGUCUACUCCCGCCAGCGCUGCAACAAUGGCUAUUGCGUCAUUUUCUACGCCUACUACUUCCAGAAGGAUACGGCGACACCCAUUGACGGGCACCGCCACGACUGGGAGCACAUUGCCGUGUGGGUGCGCCAGAGCGACAGCUUCGUCACGCACGUUGCCGUCAGCCAGCACAAGGGCUACGAGAUUCGUGAAAACUCCCAGGUCACCUGGACUGCGGCGGAGAAUGGCAAGCCGGCGAUUGUCUACCACAAGGACAGCAUCCUGACACACUGCUUCCGGUUCGGCAAUGGCGCCGACGCCGGUGGUCCCGGGCCGGAGAACCACCGGAACCAGUGGAUCACGGGCCCGCUUCUCGGGUACUUUGGCUGGGACACCGUCGAGCAGAGGGACAGGAUGCUGACGCACAACUGGGAGGCUGGUGCUAUCGCCAUCAAGAACGAAAACUUUGCUGAGAACAUUCGCAAGGCUCGGCCUGCUGGACUGGUAUUUGACGAGAACAUUGACGACGAGGGCACCAACAACAUCUGA
Verticillium alfalfae VaMs.102 is the source of this 834-nucleotide messenger RNA. RefSeq names its product necrosis- and ethylene-inducing protein-inducing protein. Bases 1 to 834 code for a protein of 277 amino acids. The record is from RefSeq and is a predicted model, not a curated record. The transcript has a single exon. NCBI's taxonomy places the organism in Eukaryota, Fungi, Ascomycota, Sordariomycetes, Glomerellales, Plectosphaerellaceae.